GACUCACCUGAGCACCUUCCGCACCUGUGCGCGCAGAGUUUGGGAGAGAGCAGCCGACCAGGAGCGACCGUCGGCCGGCGGAACUUGUACCCCGCCAUGGCGGAGUCUCAGCUGGUGUGCAUGGACGAGGAGCACGUCAACGAGAAGGUCCCGGAGACCAGACCGGAGUUCUACUACAGCGAGGAGCAGCGCGCAGCCCUGGAGCAGCUCCUGAGGAACGGGGACGGCGCCUUCAAGAUGCGCCUCAAGGAGGACAACAUCAAGGACUUCCUCUCGGCCAGGGAGAUUGGGUUCAUCCGGAAAACCUUCAAGGAGUACGACACGGACAGCGACUCUGAGUCCGGAGAGACCGAGAAGACCAAGGAGUCCCCCAGCGCGGACUCCGGGGUCCACUCCACAUACUGGCCCCAGAUGUCCGACACCGAGGUCCCGUCUCUGGACAUCGGCUGGCCCGGCAGCAGCGGCGUCUACAAGGGGGUGACCCGGGUGUCCGUGCACUCCCAUCCACCCAAAGAGCCCGGGCCGCACAUCAAGGAGGUGGUGAGGAGGCUCAUACAGGAGGCACACAAGGUGGUGGCCAUAGUCAUGGACCUCCUGACGGACCUGCAGAUCCUCCAGGACCUGCUGGAUGCCGUGUCACGGCGCGGGGUGGCUGUCUACGCUUUGCUGGAGGCUAGGGGCGUGCCACACUUCCUGGAUAUGUGCACUCGGCUGCAGAUCAAUGCAGUGCAUCUGCGGAAUCUCCGUGUGCGGAUGGUGAGAGGCUCAGGGCUGGCCCUGUCAUUUGGAAAGCUGCCCGGGUCCCUGUGCUCAAAAUACAUGCUGGUGGACGGAGAGAAAGUCAUGUUCGGGUCCUACAGCUUCACCUGGAGCUCUGCUCGGGUGGACAGGAACACGAUCACCGUGAUGUCGGGACAGAUCGUGGACUCCUUCGACACUGACUUCAGGGAGUUGUACGCUGUGUCCGAAGAGGUGGACCUCUACAGCGAGUUCAACAUCACCAAGCCGCCAAUCGCUACGCCCAUCCAGAAACCUAAAGUAGAGAAAAUCCAGCCUCUGCCCGUCUCCACAUCUCGCUUUCAAGUAUCAGUCGAGGACUCCAGACAGGUGGUGAUGAAGGUACCUGCACAUAAAUACCACAACCCUAAGUACUCUUUAGUUUUUGGGAACAGGACGGGCCUCACAGGUUCACUACAAGACCUGUCGAAGGUGAGCGACUCGCUGGUCGGCGGGCUGAACGCGAGGAACGGCCACAUCCUUCAUGCCAGCAAGAACAUCAAGGCGGACCAAGUCCCCCCACAGAGUCCCGGUUCACCUGCAGAGGACGAGGAUGGUGAUGGAAACGGGGGCUCGAAUAAGAACCAGGUCUUUGGAGCGAAGAAACACCGCAGCUCUUUCAGGAACUUUUUGAAAUCCAGAGGCACCACGGAGACUUUAGUGGAAGGCGUGGUCACUCCUCAGAGCCCCUCCCCUGCCUAUAAGGUGUCAGAGACCAAUGGCGUCGCAGGAAAUGAGGCGGAGGACUCGUUUGAGAUACUUCAGAUACCCAGUCAAAUGAAAUCCAAAACUAAGAAGCCCUCAAAGCUCCUCCAGAGGAGUAUGUCUCUGCAGACCAUCAACACCGGGGAAGAAGACGGAUCUAAAGGCCGGCGGCGGAAUCAAAAGAAGAACUGCAUCCAGUCAUGAGAUCAGAAAAGAGGGGACAGUCUGUGUCGUUAGAGUCAUAAAGAUCUCACGAGUCCCAGAAUCACCUCACUAAAAACCAGGUGACAUCACUGUUACACUUCAGGUGAAAUUCCUGAUGGGAGUGAUGUUUAUCUGAUCAUGUGAGGACAAAAAAACUCCAGAGAAUCUCAACGCGGAAGCCAAAGUGCUGAUGGAGGGAAAUUCCAUCGCUUUUUUUUGUUGUUGUUGUUGUUGUUGUUGUUGUUGUUGUUGUUUUCUAUGUUUUUUUGUAUUCAAUUAAUACAGUAAAGUGUUUUUUAUAUAUUUUAUGCUUGACCCUCAACACCACGGAGCUACCCAAGGCUGUGUCACCCAGGUAACUUGGGUGGAUUACAUCACACCUGGUUGCUACGGAGACGGGAGAAGUGAUGAGUUGUGUUGUUUGUCCCUGAGUGUCGCCUUACAGAGGACCCUCCGUAACAGAGUAAGUGUUGUACAGGCUGUGAAUAAUGUACGCUGUGCUGAGUGGAGCGGUGUUGAUGACACAGUCCUGCUUUGUUUCCUGCAGCGCUGUUUGAGGACUUUGUAUGUUUACACUUUGGGUUUAUUCAGGAGAAAACGGACAAGAGAAUAAAAUGUGAAUCCUUGAGAACCACUUGAGAUGCAAAAUAAUCCUACUUUUGUAGCAGAAAUUGCAUAAAAGACAUGAAAAUGUAGCAGAGCAAAAACUGGUUUUUUUUGUGAUUGAAUGUCAAGUAAAAAUCUGAGUAAACCAAUGUGUGGCAAGCCAAAAUAUCUAUCUAUUUUGUACGAUGUGAAACAGAAUUUUGUCAAAAAACAAAGUUGCAUUCAGGUACAUCAUCAUCAGCUCUAGAAACACGUAUAAAACACUUUGCUAUAAUUGAAGACAAAGUCCAGUUUAUGUUUUAUUGAUAAUUCCGUGAUGUUUUAACUGCUAUUCUCCUUAGUUUUAAUGCAUUCCUCUGCUUGGAUGAUUCAUUUUCUGCACAGAAGAACAAGGCCUUUGCUUUCAAUGUGUCGAAUGUGACAUUUACCCAUUAAUAUUAA
This is a messenger RNA of Anoplopoma fimbria (sablefish), 2733 nucleotides long. It is a transcript of the gene sack1fa, whose product is annotated as family with sequence similarity 83 member Fa. The transcript has 5 exons. Lineage: Eukaryota; Metazoa; Chordata; Actinopteri; Perciformes; Anoplopomatidae. The record is from RefSeq and is a predicted model, not a curated record. Bases 97 to 1686 code for a protein of 529 amino acids.